This is a messenger RNA of Eleginops maclovinus (Patagonian blennie), 5155 nucleotides long. RefSeq names its product Rho GTPase activating protein 17a (gene arhgap17a). Gene Ontology annotation, biological process: signal transduction; positive regulation of GTPase activity; regulation of Rac protein signal transduction. Gene Ontology annotation, molecular function: GTPase activator activity; protein binding. Gene Ontology annotation, cellular component: cytosol; cytoplasm; intracellular anatomical structure. NCBI's taxonomy places the organism in Eukaryota, Metazoa, Chordata, Actinopteri, Perciformes, Eleginopidae. The transcript is spliced from 21 exons. The record is from RefSeq and is a predicted model, not a curated record. Bases 433 to 3036 code for a protein of 867 amino acids.
GCAGAGGCAGAGGUGAGCCUCCGCUGCUGCUACACUUCACUCUGGGAAAGGAAAAGCGGCCGACGGACGGAUUAUCAGCUCAGUAACAGUUAGCUCGUCGGCUAACGGGUCAACAUCAAAACAAGCAACCGCGGGGGAGCCAUGAAAACCCUCCAGUGAAAGUUCCCCACGGUUUACCCGGAGACUUUAAUGCAAGGAAACGCACAAAAAAGGAGGUUCCCGGAUCAUGCCUUCGGGAACGGGAAGGCUAGUUUAGGGGCUAGCGAGGCUGCAAACUAUUUUUAAUUGGCUUUACAUGGCUCCUGCUUGUGUUCUCCUGUCAUAGCGACAGUUUGGGGAAUUAAAUAAGAAAAGGAGAGGCCCUUCAUGACUAACCAAAAGCCCGGAUUUAAAGCGUAAUUUGGGAAGAGAAAGCUGGCAAAGGGACCCAAAAUGAAGAAGCAGUUCAAUCGGAUGAAGCAGCUCGCCAAUCAAACUGUUGGCAGAGCGGAGAAAACAGAAGUCCUCAGCGAUGACCUCCUGCAGAUUGAACGGCGCAUGGAGUUGGUGCGCGUCGUUUCGCACAACACACACAAGAGGAUGGUGUCGUGCCUACAGGGACACAUCGGGGCAGAGGCAGAAAAGAGACAUUCCGUACCGCGCCUCUAUACAGGAAACGGUCAGAAAAAGCUCCCCCUUACUGCACUAUCCCAGGCCAUGGUGGAAGGAGGAAACCAGCUGGGAGAGGACUCCUUGAUAGGGAAGAUGAUGGAAGUGUGCGGCGAGGCGGAGAAUCGCCUGGCAUCGGAGCUGAUGCAACACGAGCUGCAGAUCGAGAAGGACGUCCUGGAUCCCCUCAGCCAGCUAGCAGAGGUGGACAUUCCCAACAUCCUGAAGCAGAGGAAACAGCUGGCCAAACUGGUGCUGGACUAUGAUUCCGCCAGAGCAAGAUGGUUGCAGGCAACCAAGUCGAUAAUCUCAGGAACAAACACUCACGCACUGACGGCCAAGGCUGACCUUCUCAAAGAGGAGAUGGACGAGGCCAUGAACAAAGUGGAGCUCUGCAAGGAUCAACUCGCUGCAGACAUGUACAGUUUCUUCUCCAAAGAAGGCGACUAUGCCCGCUACUUCGUAACACUCUUAGAAGCUCAAGCUGAUUACCACAGAAAGUCUCUCACUGUGCUGGAGAGUGUGUUGCCAACAAUCCAGGAUCAGCAAGACUCGUGGACGGAGAAGCCAGCUUUCGGCACGGCGCUGGAUGAACACCUGAAGAGGAGCGGAAGAGAGAUCGCUCUGCCGCUGGAGGCCUGCGUCAUGAUGCUGCUGGAGACCGGCAUGAAGGAGGAGGGUCUGUUCAGAAUCGCAGCAGGGGCUUCCAAGCUAAAGAAGCUAAAGGCAGCGCUGGACUGUUCCACUUCACAACUGGAGGAGUUCUACUCGGACCCCCACGCUGUCGCCGGAGCACUGAAGUCUUACCUGAGGGAACUCCCUGAACCUCUGAUGACGUUCCAGCUUUAUGACGAAUGGAUACAAGCAUCCAGUGUGUCAGACCCGGACAAGAGGCUCCAGGCUCUCUGGGUUGUGUGUGAUAGUCUCCCAAAGAACAACAAAGCCAAUCUGAAAUAUCUGGUGAAGUUUCUAGCCAAACUGGCCCAGGACAGCGAUGUGAACAAAAUGUCUCCGAGCAACAUCGCCAUCGUCCUGGGACCCAAUCUGAUGUGGGCCAAGACUGAGGGGAGUCUGGCUGAGAUGGCUGCAGCUACCUCUGUGCACGUGGUGGCCAUCAUCGAGCCCAUCAUCCAGCAUGCUGACUGGUUCUUCCCUGAGGAUGUUGAGUUCAAUGUGUCCGGCAUGUUUGCAAUGCCUACCCCUGCAUCCAACCACAACAACCACCUGGAUUACGACUGCAGCACCAUCGAGAGGAAGAGGCCGGGCAGCAUGGUGGGGCCAGAGAACGACACGACGCGCAAAGACAACACACCUAACAAGCACUCGGACCACACCCUGCGUAGAGGCAGUAACACCUUAGGUAGAAAGCAGCACACCUCACCUGCCUUCCAGCCCCCUUUACCCCCUGUGGAGGCUCCGGGGCACGGGGCUGCUCAGACCCCCACGCCCUCAGUCGAGCCCCAGCCCCCGGCUCCAUCAGGGGGUCCGGGGCCUGACGCUGCCCAGCAGAGCCUGGCUCAGAGCCUGGCUGCUCUCACCGCCGCUCAGCAGCUCCUAGCGCAGCACACAGAGGAGCUCAGCAAUCCAAAAUUGCGUGAUCAUACACCGGCCCCGACCCCUCAGCUCCAGAGGAAUGGAUCUGGAGGGGGCCACACUGUAGGGCAGCUGGGCACAGGGACCCCCGGGGCUGGACCCAUGGGGCCCAGUCCUCAUCUGAUGCGCAGAGGUACCAAGAAGCAGGCUCCGGCCCCCCCCAAGCCGCUGAACCCUCCGCCCGGCCAGCCCUGUUACGCAGCGAACCACGCCCCUCCCUCAUCCAACUGCCUCAGCCCCUCCCCCAGACCCGUGUCCGGCCACUCGCCGACCUCCCCCAACUCCCCCUCCUCGCAGCCCUGUGCCACGCCCCGACGCCACUCCAGCAACCAGCCUCCCAUCCAGGCGCCCAGCCACCCGCCCCCCGAGCCCCCGUCACCGGCCAGUCCUCAAACGCAUCGCGGCGGGGCGGACCCUCAGAGCACGGAGCCCUCGCCUCCAGGCACCCCUACUCCUCCGGACACCCCUCCGCCCUCCACUACAACCACCACUGCCCAGGAAGUAGCUCCUCCGUCCCUGUCUCCCUACCAGUCGGGCUCCCUCCCCCGGCCGAGACCCGUCCCCAAACCCCGGAACAGGCCCAGCAUCCCCCCCCCUCCACAGCCCUCGACCCUGACCGGGGACACCAACGGGAUCUGUGCCACCGCCUACAAGAUGAUGGACCCUGCGAUGUCUUUCCGGGGGUUGAGUCGAGCGUUGGUCCCUGAGCUCGCUGUAGAGCAGCAGCCGGCGGCUUCCACCUGCCCGCCUCCAACCAGAGACUGUGAGCUGGACACUGAGAGCACCGUCCUGUAAAGAGGAGGAGGAGACCACACACACACACACACAUAUAGACACACACCCCUCAUUUAAUCUGCUCGUCCCUUAUCCGGAACCCGAGGACUUUAAUGUGACGUAACACUUCUGGAAACCAUGAUGGAGGUCCUGCUCUUGCUUUAAAAAUACGGCUUUAAAAAAACUACUCUUGAUAUUCUUCAUUUUGAGAUGAGGACUGCAGCUAACCUUUAUCUGUGAUGAAUCUGCUGGUUAUUUCCCAAUAAAUAGAUUAUUCUUGUGGUGCCCAACUACAGUAGUCUGAAAAUAAUCAAACAUUUCCAAGGUUUCCUGUUUAAAUGUCUCUUAUUGACAGUCCUGAACCGAAAGUGAAAUCCAUAUUAAAGAGGCUAAAAAGAACAUUUUCUGCAAGUGCGAUUUAUAUCAUAUAUUUUGACACGUCAUAGUUAGAGCUGAAAGACAUUGAGUCAAUAUCUAUUUACUGUAACAAUUUAAAAAUACAUCAUAUUUAAGCUAAAAAUACCAGAAAAACUAGCUACUCGAAUAUCUGAACCUCAACUUUCAACUCUUUCUGGACAUUUUAUAGACCACAUGAUUCAUUUAGAGACCAACCAGCCGACCAAACAACGGUUAUAGUGGGGGUAUCAUCAUAUGAGACCACCACCUUCUUCUUCUCUGUUUUUGAACACUUUAUUUGGAGUCACAGAACAUUUAAAUUAUAUUUUGCGUAGCUGAAUCCAAUCUGUGAUCCUAAAACAAUAAAUAAAUGAAAACAACUGAUGAAGAAACCCCGAAACAAAACCCCUUCUCCACUUCCAGAGCUGCCGUUACUCGCCGUUAUUUACCCAGAAUCCUCCGGACCUCCAUCGUGGUACCAGCCGGUGUCAUGGGGAGAGUUGUGUCACUGAAGCGUCCACGCUGCCCACGCCCGGCUGUCUUUACACCGCAGACAAUCACACAGCCGCUGACUCGCCAUGACGGAUAGAAAGCGUGGCUACUGACCGCGGGGGAGGGGGGUGGGGCGGGGCACACACACGCCAAAAUAUGGACUGGUUUUGGACCUUGGUGUGAGGCUUUAGUAUGUUUUUUUAUGUUGAAAAAAAAGGCCUUAGAACAAUAAGUGAAUUAAAGAAGAGGCACGUGGGGAGGGGGAAUGAAAUGAAACAAAAUGUCAGCGGGUGACGGAGAAACCAAAAAAACUGUUGAAGUGUGACUGCGGGUUUCCAGUCGUCUCAAACACUUGAUUUGUUUAUGGCAUCCCCUCACUCCUGUAUUUAUUUACUGAUGUAACACACAUUCCCUGUGGCUUGACGUAAUUAAUGCAGUCUUUAAAUGUAAAUCAUGCCUUAAGGGUUCCUCCCAGAACCAACACACAAAAACACAUAUAUAUAUUUACUGUAUCGGCUCCUAGUACCACAGUAUUCUCCAUGAAGCUGUCUUGGCAUCGAGUUUGUUUCAGGGACGUGAGGAAGGUGACCCUCUGCAAUAGAAGUCUUGUAUUGUUAUUUAAAUGUGUUUUUUGGUUGAUUUCUUUGGGGUUUUAUAAGCAGAAGUAUAAACCACCGGCCCAGGCUCGAACAGUCAGUAUUUCUUUUGCCUUUUUUUCUGUUUAUUCUCCAUCGAUCUGUGUGUGUUUUUAAGGAAGGCUGUGUGUGAGUGAAUGAUGUGAAAGGACAGAUGUUUCCGGCCUGAACAGAAGGACGCACGAACAGCUGAUGAUGCACUUGAGCGCGGGCCGAUAUGUGGUUUAUUAGUGAACUGGUUUCUGUCUUUCCCACUGAGCUGAGAGCACGCAGCGCUGUGAACCCUCAGUAGUGAAGUGGUGUCAGAUUUCUCCAGGUCCAAAAAAAAAAAAUGCUUUAUGAAGAAAAACGUAUUUCUGUGUAAGCUUUUUGCUUUCUGGCCUCAGACGUAACGCAGAGUGGUUCUGACCCGAUAUGGUACCAAUGAAGAACGUCUUGGAUGCUGCAAUCCCCCCCCCCCCUCCCCUCUCUCUGCUCCUGUACCUCGCUGCCUUAUCCUGAAGACGAACAAACGCCAUUAAACUAGAAGAUGAUAAUGCUGCCGUUUUAAGCGCCAUUGUUUUGUAUGUAUGCCAUCUGGUGAGCUGAAAUAUGGAAUAAAAACAUGUAAUAUGAAA